UCAAACCCCACAACUCUCACUUUUACUCUCUCUCUCUCUCUCUUUCUCUCUCUCUCUCCCGUGCUUUUCACUCAUUCAGUUGACACUUGUCUCACUCUGUGACUAGGGUUUCUCUCUUUCGAAAACCCAGUCAGUCCACUCCUCGACCCAAGUUUUUGUACAAUCGAAGCCGAAUCUCGCACUGGCAUUGCGCAAUUCGCAAGAAUUCCGACUGCAACGACGGCGUUUCAGCUCGAUUCCCUCUCUGUUUCUGCUCAAAAGAUGUAUUGAAUCCUCGUCGAUCUGACAUUUGAUCUUGAUUUGGUGAAUGAGAGCGAUGCGCUGAGCAAUGGCGCUUAAGGCUCCGGCUACGAAAGCUGCUGAAAUUGCAGUUGCAUCGAUUGGGCAUGGAUACGAUAUAUCCAUUGAUUUACGGCUCAAGUACUGUAAAGGGGAGUCUCACACUGCUCGAUUGAUUGAAAUCGAUGACGACGAUGGAGGUCGCGAGGUUGUUCUUCCGGGUGGGAUUACCAUCCCAAAUGUUCCCAAAUCGAUUAAAUGCGAUAAAGGAGAGCGCACACGAUUCAGGUCCGAUGUUAUCCCUUUCCAACAGAUGUCAGAGCAGUUCAACCAGGAAAUAUCUUUGACUGGAAAAAUACCCUCGGGUCUCUUCAAUUCUAUGUUUGAAUUCUCAGGUUGUUGGCAGAAAGAUGCAGCCAACACUAAGACCCUUGCUUUUGAUGGGGUGUCCAUCACUCUCUAUUCUGUUGCACUAGAAAAAUCUCAGAUGGUACUGCACGAGAAUGUUAAAAAAGCAGUCCCAUCAUUGUGGGACCCUUCUGCAUUAGCAAGGUUUAUAGAGACAUUUGGAACGCAUAUUGUUGUUGGUGUGAAGAUGGGAGGGAAAGAUGUUAUAUAUGUGAAGCAGCAGCAUUCUUCAACUCUUCAACCGGCUGAUAUACAGAAAAAACUAAAGGAUAUGGCAGAUAAAAGGUUUUUAGACGCCAAUGGUCAGUCUGGUAUGCCUUCGGAACAAGGUUACAAGAAUGGCAAGGUUCGUAACAUGUCUAUGUUUGAAAUCAGGGAGCAGCGGUUGCAGUUUGCAGAUACUAGUCCAUCAAGUACUUAUUCACACAAGGAGGACAUUGUAAGCAUUUGCAAGAGGAGAGGUGGAAGUGAUACGAGAAAUCUAUCACAUAAUGAAUGGUUACAAACUGUUCAGUUGGAGCCUGAUGUGAUCACAAUGUCAUUUAUACCAAUUACCACUCUGUUGAAUGGAGUCCCUGGGAGUGGAUUCUUGAGCCAUGCCAUAAACCUUUAUUUACGAUAUAAACCACCAAUUGAAGAACUCCAUCAGUUUUUGGAGUUUCAGCUGCCGAGGCAAUGGGCACCAGUUUUUAGCGACCUUCCCCUUGGUCCACAGCGGAAGCAACAAAGCAAUGUAUCUCUACAGUUUAGUUUAAUGGGGCCCAAACUUUACGUGAACACCAGUCUGGUUGAUGUGGGAAAGAGGCCAGUGACUGGCCUGCGACUGUAUCUAGAGGGCAAAAGAAGCAACCGUUUGGCCAUUCACUUACAACACCUCUCCUCUCUUCCAAAAAUAUUCCAACUCGAAGAUGAUCCAAAUGGAAACUUUCGUCGCGAUCCCUAUGAUCGUAAAUACUAUGAGAAAGUCCAGUGGAAGAACUUCUCCCAUGUCUGCACUGCCCCUGUGGAGUCCGAUGAGGAUCAUUCAAUAGUAACUGGAGCCCAGUUACAGGUUGAGAAUUAUGGAAUAAAGAAUAUUCUCUUCUUGAGACUCCGCUUCUCUACUGUUUUCAGCGCAGCAAUUGUAAAGCGUCCUGAGUGGGAUGGAUCACCAGGUUUGGCACAUAAGUCCGGACUCAUAUCAACACUAAUCAGCCAUCAUUUUACAACAGUUCAGAAGCCACCUCCACGGCCAGCAGAUGUGAACAUAAACUCUGCCGUUUACCCUGGAGGUCCUCCGGUUCCUAUCCAAGCCUCAAAGCUUCGGAAAUUCGUUGACACAACAGAGAUGGUAAGAGGGCCACAGGAGACUCCAGGUUAUUGGGUUGUCUCUGGGGCAAGGCUAGUGGUUGAGAAGGGCAGGAUAUCACUCCGUGUGAAAUAUUCUUUAUUGACUGUAAUUUUACCUGACGAAGAAGAGUUGGAGGGACAGUAGCGGAUUCCGCUGCUUGUCAAAGAAAAUUGGUAAAAAAAAAGUAGAGAUGGUAUAGAUGUUUGGUGCUGGGAGGAUGAACGGAGGAGAAGCGAGGAUACAGACACGGGCAUCCGGUACUGGAGAGUUGCCGUGGCUGUUGUAUAUUUCAUUUCUCACCUCUCAUGUCAUUUGUUUUUGUAAUGUGGAUUUUUUUGACCUUGACAAGUUUACAACAGGGCAGGGUUCUGCCAUUUGGUAAUUGUAUGGUGUAAAAUUUUGGACUGGGUGAGCUAAGCGUUGGCUUUCGGUAGUGACCAGGCUUGCCGGGCAUGGCGGCCGGAUUUGGAUGAAUUUGCCGGAACAGAAAAACGAGGCGGUAUCGUCGUCUUCCUUGUAAACAAAUAGGGAAGGGAAUCCAUUUUUCGCA
Malus domestica (apple) is the source of this 2567-nucleotide messenger RNA. Its product is annotated as MACPF domain-containing protein At4g24290-like. NCBI's taxonomy places the organism in Eukaryota, Viridiplantae, Streptophyta, Magnoliopsida, Rosales, Rosaceae. The record is from RefSeq and is a predicted model, not a curated record. Gene Ontology annotation, cellular component: plasma membrane. Gene Ontology annotation, biological process: plant-type hypersensitive response; regulation of salicylic acid mediated signaling pathway.